Juglans regia (Persian walnut) is the source of this 1745-nucleotide messenger RNA. RefSeq names its product cytochrome P450 81C13-like. Lineage: Eukaryota; Viridiplantae; Streptophyta; Magnoliopsida; Fagales; Juglandaceae. The record is from RefSeq and is a predicted model, not a curated record. Gene Ontology annotation, molecular function: monooxygenase activity; heme binding; iron ion binding. The coding region runs from base 70 to 1575 and encodes 501 amino acids. The transcript is spliced from 2 exons.
ACGGUAAAUUCUCGGCAACCUAAACCGGGAAGUACUACUACUACCGAUCAUAUUGCCUCUUAAUUCGCCAUGGAAAACCUAUUCUCUUACCUUGCUUUCUUCUUCUUCUUCAUUAUUCUUAUCAUCAAACUUCUAUACCAGUACCCCAACCCUAAUUUACCUCCAAGUCCUUUUUCUCUCCCAAUAAUUGGCCACUUCCACCUCCUUAAACAACCUGUAUACCAAAGCCUAGAGACCCUAUCCUUGAAAUAUGGUCCUCUUUUAUUUCUUAAAUUCGGUUCUCGGCCUGUUCUCGUCGUAUCUUCUCCUUCGGCAGUAGAAGAAUGCUUUACCAAGAACGACAUCAUAUUUGCAAAUCGUCCCCGCACCAUGGCUGGUGAUAUUUUGACUUACAACUCAACUGCUCCAGCUUGGGCUCCAUAUGGCCACUUGUGGAGGAACCUGCGACGCAUCGUCAACAUCCAGAUCUUUUCUAAGAAAAGCCUCCAAAACUUUUCCAUCAUGUGGGAAGAAGAAGUUCACUCACUUCUUCGCCUGGUGUUCAAAGUCUCAGAAAGAGAUUCACAAAAAAAAGUCGAGUUUAGGUAUUUUUCUUCACUUCUGAUGUUCAAUGUUAUGAUGAGAAUGGUCACUGGAGACCCAUGUGUUGGAGAGGAGGCUGCAAGCACUGAUCUGGGAAAGCAACAACUCAAAGAUAUGAAGGGCAUUCUUUUUGCAUUUUUGUCAAUGAAUAUAUGUGAUUACUUUCCAAUUUUGAGGUGGGUUGGUUACAAAGGAUUGGAGAAGAACAUGUUAAGGUUGGGAUUGAGGAGGGAUAGAUUUUUGAGUAUCUUGAUUGAACAUAUUAAGCAAAUGAAGACAGCCGAGAAGAGGACUCUGAUUAGGACGCUAUUGUCUCUUCAAGAAUCAGAAAGUGAAUUUUAUUCCGAUGAUGUCGUCAAAAGCAUCGUUCUAAUGAUGUUCGCCGCGGGAACAGAUACAACAGCAACAACCAUGGAAUGGGCAAUGUCACUUCUGCUAAAUCAUCCAGAGGUCUUGCAGAAGGUUAAAGCGGAGAUUGACAACCAAGUUGGCCACAAGCGCUUGCUAAAUGACUCUGAUCUUGUCAAGCUUCCCUAUCUUCGUUCAGUCGUCAACGAGACACUUAGACUCUAUCCUCCAACACCACUUUUAUUACCUCAUUGUUCCGCAGAAGAUUGCACUGUUGGGGGUUAUACGAUUCCAGAAGGGACAACGCUGCUGGUGAAUGCGUGGGCUGUGCAUCGGGAUCCCAGGAACUGGGAGGAGCCCAACAGCUUUAAGCCAGAGAGAUUUGAAGGAUUCAACGGAGAAAGAGAGGGUUUCAGAUUCAUCCCAUUUGGUAUUGGGAGGAGGGCAUGCCCUGGUGCUGGCAUGGGCCACCGGAUAGUUUCAUUGGGCCUUGGUGCACUCAUUCAGUGCUUUGACUGGGAAAGGCUUGACAAGGAGAUGGUGGACAUGAGCCCAGCUUCGGGAUUUCUUCUGUCAAAGGCUAAGCCCUUGGAAGCUCUUCGUAGUCCCCGCCACUCCUUGGAAAACCUUCUCUCUCAGCUUUGAAGAUAACUUUUGCGUGUAAUCAGUUGUGUUAAACUAUUUAGCUUUUGUCUUGAGUUCCUAUUUUACAACCUCUCAACUUAAAUAAAAAAAAGAACCUUAGACUUGUCUUUAAUGAUGGCAAACCAUAUGAUAGAGAGUAAAAGUACGUGGAAUGGUGACAGUUUUUAUUA